GCUUUUACACAAACAAAGAUUUCAUCCGCAUUUUCUUCUUAAAUUUAUAUUUUCCGCAAAGGGAAGGGAUUAUUAAUGUGUGCAAUAAUCCAAAUCCGUUUCUUAGAGCAAAAAUUUCCAGUCUCUCUCUCUCUCCCCAGGCACUAGAGAGUAGAGUACUGAAACCUAAUUUAUGUGAAGAAACCAAAACUUUCAGUCCCAAAUACCCUGAAUUUUAUUUAUUUUUUGCUAAAUUUACUCGUCACUGAGGUAAGGAAGAUAGCGGCUCCAGGAGAUGCCGGAAGUUAAAUCGGAGCUGACACCAGAGGAAGAGAAGCUGUGUAUUAGAGACAUUUCAAUCUCCGCGGAAGCUCAGACCAAAGAAGGCGAUACAUUCUAUUUAAUCACUCAGAGGUGGUGGCAUGAAUGGCUUGAAUAUGUCAAUCAAAACCAGAUUAAUAGUUUGAAUGAUGGAUCUGCUUCUGAGUAUUGUGCUCUGAAAAGGCCUUCAAGUAUUGAUAAUUCUGACAUUAUAUAUGAAGCAACAUCAGAAAGUUCUGUGAUGGGAAUUGAGCUCCGUGAUACUCUAGUAGAAGGCACUGAUUAUAUAUUGCUUCCUCAGGAAGUCUGGAAUCAAUUAUACACAUGGUAUGGAGGCGGUCCUAUAUUGGCUCGAAAAGUAAUCAGCUCAGGGCUCUCGCAAACAGAAUUGGCUGUAGAAGUUUAUCCUCUACGUCUCCAAUUACAUCUGAUGCCAAAUGAUGAGUGCUCUACCAUAAGGAUAAGUAAAAAAGAGACAAUUGGAGAACUACACAAAAAAGCUUCAAAAAUCUUUAAUCUUAAUCCAGAGCAAGUGUGCAUAUGGGACUACUUUAGCCAUCAAAAGCAUGCUUUGAUGAAUGACAUGGAAAAGACACUGGAUGAUGCAAAUAUUCAAAUGGAUCAGGAUAUCUUAGUGGAGGUUGUUAGUAAUAAUGCUGGUGGUGGUGCGGGUUUCAUUCAUGAUAAUGGAUCUGCACCUAAUGGAACAAUAACGGGUCACGUCGAGCCUUCUAAGUUAAAUUUUUCAAUUGCUGGAGGCCUUUCUGCAAGCAAGGGUUCAGCUAGAAAUGGCAAUGCUGAGUUGUCUCAGUUGCAGAGCUUGGCUUCUCCAGUUAGGGAGACAGAGAAGACAUAUGGAACUAGUGGUGUUAGUACUAGGGGAUCUGCUUGUGGUCUUACUGGGUUGUUAAAUCUUGGAAAUACAUGCUUUAUGAACAGUGCAAUACAGUGUCUGGUUCAUACACCAGAAUUUGCACGGUACUUUCGAGAAGAUUACUAUCAAGAGAUUAACAAGCAGAAUCCUUUGGGGAUGGUGGGUGAGCUGGCUUUAGCAUUUGGUGAUUUGCUCCGGAAGUUGUGGGCACCAGGGCGCACUCCUGUAGCCCCACGUCCAUUUAAGACAAAGCUUGCUCGUUUUGCACCACAAUUUAGUGGUUAUAAUCAGCAUGAUUCUCAGGAACUUCUUGCAUUUCUAUUAGAUGGACUUCAUGAGGACUUGAAUCGUGUCAAACACAAACCCUAUAUAAAAUCAAAAGAUGCAGAUGGUCGGCCUGAUGAAGAAGUUGCUGAUGAGUACUGGGCAAAUCACAUUGCUCGUAAUGAUUCAAUCAUUGUGGAUGUAUGCCAAGGUCAGUACAAGUCGACUCUUGUUUGUCCUGUAUGUAAUAAAGUCUCUGUUACAUUCGAUCCAUUCAUGUACCUUUCCCUGCCACUGCAAUCUGCCACCACCCGAAGUAUGACGGUGACAAUAUUCACUUGUGAUGGAAGUGCACUACCAUCAGCUUGCACGGUCACAGUGCCAAAGCAGGGACGUUGCAGGGACUUGAUCCAGGCACUUGCCAAUGCUUGUUCUUUAAAGCCUAAUGAGAAGUUCUUGCUUGCUGAGAUACGAGGCCACUUGAUUCAUCGGUACUUGGAAGACCCUCUGAUAUCUUUAUCUUCUAUAAAAGAUGAUGACCACCUUGCGGUCUAUAAGAUCCCUAAAUUGGUGAAAAGCUCAAAAUUUCUCCAACUGAUUCAUCGGCGUGAAGAGCGUGAAGUUGGUAUUUCUCAGAGCAGUGUGGGUUGGAAGCCUUACGGAACACCUCUUGUUUCACCAAUCUCAUGUGAUGAUAUUAUUACGAGAGGUGACAUACAAUCAAUUGUUUACAAAAUGCUCUCACCAAUGUUAAGAACAGAAAAUCCAGGAUACUACAAUUUCUCUAGUGCCAAGACAUCAGUAGCAGCAUCUAAUUCUUCCAGUGCCACUGGCACUAGUGAAGCAUGUAAAGAUUCCGGUGUUGCCGAUACCAAUGAGAAACUACCUUUGCAGCUGGUUGAUGAAAAUAAUGCAUGUAUAGACCUAACCAUUGGAGAAGAUAAGGCGGUUAAAGUGUCCUCCUCAUCAAAGUCUAUACUGGUAUUUAUCGAUUGGCCACAACAGCUCUUGGAAAAUUAUGAUACUCACUACCUUGAGAACUUGCCGGAAGUAACAAAAUACGGGUCAGUCACAAAGAAAGCUCGUACUGAACCUCUUUCAUUAUACAGUUGCUUGGAAGCUUUUCUCCGUGAAGAGCCUCUGGUGCCUGAAGAUAUGUGGUAUUGUCCUCAGUGCAAGGAGCGACGACAAGCAAGCAAGAAGCUUGACCUUUGGAGGCUACCUGAAGUGCUCGUUAUUCACCUUAAAAGGUUCUCAUACAGCAGGUCAAUGAAACAUAAGCUGGAAACGUUUGUCAAUUUUCCCAUCCAUGAUUUUGACGUGACAAAGUAUGUAGCAAACAAAAACAACUCUCAACGGCAGCUUUAUGAACUCUAUGCCUUAACAAAUCAUUAUGGUGGCAUGGGAAGUGGGCACUACACAGCACAUAUCAAGCUUCUGGAUGAAAAUAGGUGGUACAAUUUUGAUGACAGCCACAUAUCUCCAAUCAAUGAAGAAGACGUGAAGUCUGCUGCUGCUUACGUUUUGUUCUAUCGGAGGGUAAAAACUGACGAUAAUUCUGCAAGCAAUGGGAUAGCGUCCUCGGGUGGUCACCACUCCAUCUCUUCUCGCAAGUAGCAUGCUAGGUUUUGUACAUCCAUGUAAGAACUGGAAUUAGCGUAUUAUAUUACUGUAUUAUUAUUACGUAGAGAAAUAUAUAGGCAGCAUACAAGCAACUGGAUGAAAAUGAUCUUUAAAGAUUUUGCAAAUCUGAGAAAUUGGAAAAGAUGUUUAGAUAUUA
Molecule: messenger RNA, 3218 nt
Organism: Ipomoea nil (Japanese morning glory)
Lineage: Eukaryota; Viridiplantae; Streptophyta; Magnoliopsida; Solanales; Convolvulaceae
Product: ubiquitin carboxyl-terminal hydrolase 5
Exons: 13
Coding region: 275-3055 (926 amino acids)
Biological process (GO): protein deubiquitination
Molecular function (GO): cysteine-type deubiquitinase activity
Source: RefSeq, a predicted model, not a curated record